Molecule: messenger RNA, 4762 nt
Organism: Uloborus diversus
Lineage: Eukaryota; Metazoa; Arthropoda; Arachnida; Araneae; Uloboridae
Product: organic cation transporter protein-like
Exons: 12
Coding region: 164-2203 (679 amino acids)
Biological process (GO): transmembrane transport
Cellular component (GO): membrane
Molecular function (GO): transmembrane transporter activity
Source: RefSeq, a predicted model, not a curated record
GGAAGAGGCGCGGAAGUGGAGCUGAGGAGAGACUAGUGAUCUUGGCCCACUGAGAGCAGACGAUUCGAAGUUUUAAGCAUUCAGUUCGUUUGAUAGUAUCAACGACUUGUCCUUUCAAAGGUGCCUCAAGUUUAAAUUUGACAAGAGUCGCGGGGCAAAACCAAUGACAGCCGAAAUCGAAAAAGAGCAACCGCCCAAAGAGCAGAGUAGGCAAAAUGGCGACAUCCUGGACCUGGUCGGCGGGGACGGACCUUGGCAGCGCAGGAUUUUCCUGGUUAUCCUAUUCUGUGCCAUUCCUAGUGCCACUCACAAUCUUUCCAUGUCCUUCCUGGCACCAAACUUGGACCACUGGUGCGCGAGACCUGCAGGAUCAAAUCUCACUGUUGAACAGUGGAAGAUCAUCGGUUUGCCACCGGACGAUCAACAAUGCUCCAGGUAUAAGGAUAUAAAUUUUUCUUUGCCACUUGAAGAAAUUUUAAAUACGACAAGGAGUAAGGAUAAUGUGGUUGCUUGUGAUGCUUGGGAAUAUGAUGAGACUUUUUAUACAUCGACGGUUUCGAGUCAGUGGGAUCUGGUGUGCAAUAAAGAAUGGUUGGUCUCCAUGUCAAAAUCAGUUUUUAUGGCAGGAAUCUUGGUAGCUUGCAUUCUUUUUGGACACAUGGCGGACAGCCUAGGUCGGCGACCAGCCAUUGCUGCCAGCGCCUGUACUGCAAUCUGCUCCGCCUUGAUCUGCGCCUUUUCCACAUCUUUCACCAUGUUCAUCAUCACUCGGUUUUUCAUGGCAGUGGGCAUUGCAGGAGUUUUCAAUACAGCAUUCGUGUUGCUUUUGGAAGUAGUCGGCCCUCAAUACAGAUCCGUGUAUGGAAUCGCAGUGGAGUUUGGCUGGUGCUUGGGCUUCGUCUGUCUGCCGGUCAUCGCUUGGAUGCUCAGAGACUGGUUUUGGAUACAGGUGGCUCUGACGGCUCCAUGUCUCGUGAUGCUGGCCAUUUGGUGGAUGAUACCAGAGUCUCCACGUUGGUUGAUGUCACAGGGCAAAGUGGAAAAAGCACAGAAAAUUCUCCACAAAGCUGCAAAAGCUAAUGGAGUUCGAGUUGAAGACAUUGACAUCAGACUGAAAAAAAUGAUGACUAAAGCCACAGAGGUACACGAAGCAGGAGAGGCUAAUGGAAAUGUUUUAGACUUGUGGCGCACACCUGGCUUAUGGCAGAAGACCCUAAACGUUUAUUGUCUAUGGUUCGUGAACUCGUUCGUGUACUAUGGUCUGUCCUACAACACUAAUGAGCUGGCAGGGAAUCCGUUCGUGAACUUUGCCCUCUCCGGAGCUGUUGAGUUCCCAGGCUACCUCCUCACCAUCUUCGCCAUCCGCUCGUUGGGAAGAAGAAAUCCACUGGCCUGGUCGAUGAUUGCUGGAGGAAUCGCAUGCCUACUCAUGUAUCCACUACCACAAGAUCCAUGGUGGCUGAGCGUCAGCGUAUCUAUGUUUGGAAAAUUCUGCAUAACCUGCUCAUUUGCAAUCACGUACGUGUUUACUGCAGAAAUAUUCCCUACAGUAGUGCGGAACAUCGGCUUGGGGUCAGCAUCUCUGUUCGCACGGUUUGGAUCCGUACUGGCUCCCUUUGUUCGAGAGCUGGGUAAUGCAACACAUCCUGUAUUUCCUCAAAUCGUGUUUGGAAUUCUUGCUGGGAUCAGUGGGCUGCUUGUCUUCCUUCUGCCCGAAACUAAUAAUUGCAGUGUGCCUGAUACCCUAAAAGAGGCAGCAGAAGCAACUAACAAAAAGAAUCUCAAAUCUAGUCAAAACAUGAAUGGAAACCACGUGAUUGUAACGAUGACGGAAACUCAGGUGGAUGAAAUCUCUUCCGCAGAAGAUUCAGUUUUCCCGCCCUCUCCGAAGCCCGAAAAAAAUGGGAAAGUGGUCUCAGCGGUCGUAGAGAACGGGAAGAAAACAAUCGAGCGCCAAGAAAAUGGCAAAAAGUUGGCAGAUGUGCCCGAAGAGGAUUCGCAUUGCGAAGAAGUUGAAGAAUCAAAGGAAGGUGUAGAACAUAACGAAGUAGAAAAAGAAGAGAAAGAGGAGAACAAAGAUGUGAUAUCGUCACCACAGGAGGAUUCGAACGAUGAUAAUGAUGUCGUAGUGGAUGUAGAUGUACCUGAUGUUGUAUCUUCAACUACAGACUCUGCUCAGAAUGAGCAAAAAACGAAUCUUUAGUGCUGUUUGUUCUAAACAUCGUAUGGGACCAUUUUGUUAUGUCGUUAUGAGAAUCAUUUUUCGUCAGAAAAUGUAACAAGUUGUUCUUUUUAACUUAUUUUUUACAUUAAAAAUAAAAAACUGUUUUAUACUUAAGAAAUUUGGUGCAAAGGACUAAAUAUAGCAAUGGUUUUAUUUGCAGAUAAAUGGAAAAAAAAAGAAAGAAAACGAAAUUUCGCACUGUGUCUUGUAGAGUUUGUCAAGAGCGUUUUGAGGCGUAGAUUUCUAGUUCACAAUUUCAGGCAUCAUGCAACAAGAAUCAAAGCGAUUUAAGUGAAGGAAGAUCUUGAGUAAAACAUGUGCAAAAGUUUGAACAGAUUUUGCCAACAAACAAAUUGGUUCAACCGUCCAAUUCAUUUGCACUACUAAUCUUCUGUUUCUUCUUGUUUUAACUUACGAUCCCUUUGUUUCUAAUUGUCUCACGUGUGCUUCCGAAUACCUGAGAACUUUUUUUUUCUAUGCAAGAAUAAUAGAAUUCUUUUUUUGCUGCAUUGAAAAAAACAUGUUCCUAUAACUCCGAAAUGCUUAUACACUUAGUGUAAAAUGUGUUGUAUUGAAACGUAGUUUUUGAGAAUUUAAGCGUUUUUCCGUUGAAUAUAUGAAACGUUCGAAAUUUGGAAAUUUUGAUUUAUACUUUAUUGCCACACAGGAAUGUUGUUUGAUACAAAGUGCAGCUGUUAAUCGCGGUACAUUUACAGACAAUUAAUGUAGGCAACAUUAAAGAUAUGAUUAAUUUUUUUUAAAGAAUAUUUGAUUUUUUUUUUGGACAAUAAUUGAUGUAAAAAUUGUUUUUCUUAAUUUUAAUCCCUUUCAAAAAGUUAUGAGUAUCUAUCAAAAGCGGAAGUAGUUUGCCGAGAUUGAAAUUUUAAGAAUAAUUUUCGAUGUAUUGUUAUGCAGUAAAUUGUUUCAAGAACUGCUUAGAUGCUCACUUCUAUUCCAUUUGAAAUAAGUUUUAGUCGAAGAAUCACCCCAUGAGGCAAAAUGCACUUGAUUUUCAUUUAUGAUUAUUUGCUUGUCCGGCUCCUUGUGAGGAAGGCCUAACCUCGCUUCAUUCAGGCCGAUUCAUUUCAUUCCGAGUGAUUUUGGUUGAAAUCUCACCAGGAAAGGAAAUUACACAGUACUGUAAAAAAAUAAUAAUAAUUUUAAAAAUAAUAAUAAUAAAAAGUAGCAAUCGAAAGAGCAUUGUGAUACGAGUUUCUGGACGUAUAAAUUGUUUGCCCUCUUGUCCCAGCUAUUGAAAUAUAGUCUCAUAAUUUGCCAAAAUUUUAACCAAAGUCGCCAAAUUUGACGAGUGUCAGUGAGUGAUGGAAAACAUUUUUCACUCGAUUCGUAGAUGGGUGCAGAUGGUGAAAUUGCAUUAUCAAUAUCUCGCCAAGUCUUUAGGUGAAUAGGUUAGAGUGAAGUGAGAUUGUGGAACACACACUACUUUCCUGUGUGUGUAGAACGAAACGUAGUGAUGAGUCCGAAGCACUAGCUUUCACAAGGAACCGAACAAGCCAUAAAUACCUUCUGAGGGGCAUUUUUUUUUGAUCCAAAAUACCUUCAGAAGGGGUUUUUUUUGAUCAAAACAGCGCUUUCAUUUGCAUAAACUACUGCAUUAGAAUCUGAAUUUGUUAAAACCAAUGCCUCUGGAAGGUGUCCUCCCCUCCCCAACGCCUCUUCCCCCUCGCUGCGCCACUGGUCCACUUUGCAAAUGGUCAACAUUGAAACCUGGUUUACGUGUUAUGAUUUUUAGUUGAGAGAUAAAUUUACGUGCAAAACAUGUUGAAAUUUCGUGUGAAACAAACUUUACAACAAACUUACCUGUAAGAAUAAUUUUCCUCAUUAGGAAACAUUGAAAGAGGAUAUCUCGAAUAAACGUCUUGUGAUUUAGAACCUAAAUUGAACUAAGAGCUUACUGAAGACAAUAUCCAUUUGUAAUUGUUUAAUUACUAAAAUUUCUAACUAAUUUAGAAUAAUUUUGUUUAGUGAAUAUGCACUUGUGCAUGUGUAUUGUUUUGCCAUUGCUACAGUAAAAGGUAAAUUUUAAAUAUAAUUAACGAGUUCCCGAGUCCGAUUAUUCAGUUGAAAAGUGGAAAAAAUCCUGUUUUCAGUUGUCCUAUUCACAAGCAUAUUCAUCUUAAAUGAGAUGUUUCGUUUGCUUUUAUACGUGAAAAGCUAUUGCAUCAUCUUAUCUGUUUCUUUGUUGGUCAGCUCAAUUUGUUGUGUAUGUUUUUGUUUGAGGAUUUUGUAAAAUGUUUGUCGUUAUGUUUUUUAAAGAAUUGAAAUUGCGUAAGUAAGUAGUAUCGAAAGUAGUAUUUUUGAAUCAAAGUAGCUCAAACGCAAAAAAGGGCUUGUCUUAUUUGUAUAGUUGAUGGAUUUUUGGAGCAUAACGCUAGUGCCUUAAAAAUGAGAACUGACCAAAAUGUUAUUUUAAUGUUUCCUGUAGUUGAAAAAUACAUAAGUUGAAGCAAAAUGUAUUUUUUUUAAUCGAAAUCUUUUUAUAUUUAUCAUUGUGAAUAAAAAUGAAAAACUUGGUCA